ACAACAAGGCGCAGACGUUUAACAACUUAUACAGCUACAAUGAGUUCAGUAACAAGCGACCAUCUACGAUCUAAUUUGCAUAGAGAACUUGUCGAGUCUGGAAAACGAGAUCAACUUGUGGAACUCUUGCGUGCAAAAUUGAUUGAUUCUGGUUGGCGUGACGACUUGAAGGCUUAUACGAGAGAAAAGAUACAAUCCAAAGAUUCCUCAAUGACUGUGGAUGAGAUCAUCAAGGAGGUGAGCCCAUACGCCCGAGCUACUAUUCCUGACAAAAUCAAAACGGAAUUAUUAACCCAGAUCAGCGCCUUUGUCGAAGAGAAUCUUUAAGAAGUCGCAAAAGAAAAAGAAAAAAGAAAAGUUAAUAUUCUAUCUCUUUCUUGACGACUCUUUCCCUGUGACUUUACACCAUUGCAGUAACCUGAAGAAGCGUAGUAUUUAAACAAAAAAAAA
Molecule: messenger RNA, 450 nt
Organism: Lobosporangium transversale
Lineage: Eukaryota; Fungi; Mortierellomycota; Mortierellomycetes; Mortierellales; Mortierellaceae
Product: transcription factor e(y)2-domain-containing protein
Exons: 4
Coding region: 40-327 (95 amino acids)
Biological process (GO): poly(A)+ mRNA export from nucleus; regulation of transcription by RNA polymerase II; positive regulation of DNA-templated transcription
Cellular component (GO): DUBm complex; SAGA complex; nuclear pore
Molecular function (GO): transcription coactivator activity; chromatin binding
Source: RefSeq, a predicted model, not a curated record